Striga hermonthica is the source of this 438-nucleotide messenger RNA. Lineage: Eukaryota; Viridiplantae; Streptophyta; Magnoliopsida; Lamiales; Orobanchaceae. The record is from the annotation of a GenBank genome assembly.
AUGCAAGAGGCGUUCCCCCAGGUGGAGGAAGGGCGAAGUUCAGUACGUAAUAUAGCAUGGACAAAACCUGAUGAGGGCUUUGUUAAGAUCAAUACGGACGGGGCGUCUAGAGGAAAUCCGGGUGUCGCAGCGGCAGGCGGGCUGAUACGUGAUAAUGCUGGGCAGUGGCUAGUGGGAUUCAUGGCACACCUUGGCAUUUGUUCGAACACUGUCGCGAAGCUUCAGGCUAUCAGAUAUCUCUUAGAGUUAGCUUGGAGGUAUGGCUAUAGAAGAGUUGUCUGCGAAGUUGAUGCACGAUUGGUGCUGGAUUUUGUUGCCACGGCAGAGACUGAUAUACACCCUUGUGGGAGAUUGAUUGAAGACAUCAGAGAGUUGCUGAAGAAAAGGAUGGGAAUGUCGCCUGCAACAUACGCUAAGGGAAGGGAAUUUUGUGGCUGA